Molecule: messenger RNA, 2101 nt
Organism: Lolium rigidum
Lineage: Eukaryota; Viridiplantae; Streptophyta; Magnoliopsida; Poales; Poaceae
Product: pentatricopeptide repeat-containing protein At5g61800-like
Exons: 3
Coding region: 1-1356 (451 amino acids)
Biological process (GO): RNA modification
Molecular function (GO): protein binding; RNA binding
Source: RefSeq, a predicted model, not a curated record
AUGAUCAGCGUACUGUUGAUAAAAGUGGGAACAUACUCCCUGCUUAGUUGUUGGCUUUCUAUUCUCGCCGCCGUCGCCGGACACCUCUCCCUCCCCAAUCCCCACGCCCACACCCUCCUCCUCAUCGCCUACUCUCGCCUCCACUGCGCACGCCGCCCUUCCACACUCCUCCUCUUCCGCUCCUCCCUCCGCCUCUCACUGCCCCCCACCCGACACACCCUCCCUCUCGCCAUCUCCGUCGCCGCCUCCUCGCGUCCCCACCUCCCGCUCGCGCUCUCCCUCCACGCCGUCGCGGUGGCCCGCAGCCUCCUCCCGUUCCCGCACGUCGCCAACGCCCUCGUCUCCCUCUACGCCAAGAACGCCCUCCCGGACUCGGCGCGCAGGGUGUUCGACGAAAUGCACGCGCCGGACGUCAUCUCCUACAACGCUCUGAUGGACGGGUACAUCAAGGCUAGCCUGCUGGGGCUUGCCAUGAAGGAGUUCCAGCGGAUGCCGCAGCGGGACGCCGUGUCCUGGGGCACCGUGGUAGCCGGGUGCGCAAAGGUUGGAAGCUGGAAGCAGGCCAUGGGGCUGUUUGACAGGAUGAGGGCGGAGGGUUUCAGGCCAGACGACGUGGCGCUGGCCGCAGCCCUAUCAUGCUGCGCGCAGCUCGGGGCCCUAGAGAAGGGACGAGAGGUCCACGAGUACGUAACGCAAACCAGGCCCCGGCCAAACGUGUUCUUGUGUACAGGGCUCGUUGAUCUGUACGCAAAGUGUGGGCGUGUCGACGUUGCCCGAGAGGUUUUCGAUUCGUGUCCUGCGAGGAAUGUCUUCACCUGGAACGCGCUCAUCGUCGGGCUGGCAAUGCACGGGCAUGGCACAGUGGCACUCGAGUACUUCAACCGGAUGCUGCUUGAGGGUGUUCGACCGGAUGGAGUCACUUUCUUAGGGGUACUGAUUGGUUGCAGCCAUGCUGGCCUGGUUGACAUGGCAAAGAGGAUCUUCUCCGAGAUGGAGGGCAAGCACGGUGUGCCUCGGGAGCUUAAGCAUUAUGGAUGCAUGGCUGACUUGCUUGGUCGAGCCGGGCUCAUCGAGGAAGCGAUUGAGAUGGUCAAGAAGAUGCCAACAGAAGGGGACACUUACGUCUGGGGAGGUAUACUCGCGGGUUGUAGAAUGCACGGGAACGUGGAAGCAGCGGAGGUUGCUGCGAGACAUUUGCUGGAGCUCAACCCUCAAGACAGCGGGGUAUACUCUGUCCUGGCCGGGAUCUAUGCACAUGCUGCUAGGUGGGAGGAUGUUGCCAGGGUUAGGAAAUUGAUGGAUGAAAGGAUUGCUAGGAGAAAUGUCGGUUGCAGUUCGAUUACAGCGGACCACUAGCAUAGCACACAAUAUGCUGGCUGAUCGCAGACCGUAGAUUCUACCUAGAAGGUCACCACUGCAAAGUAGAAGCUGGUUCAGUAAGAGGACUGCUACUCCUAGGAGCGGCAAUGACUUGUGUCGACCGGCAAGGUCAUUAGUACAAAUCAAACCAUGUCAGGAGAACAUCUUCUUUACUAUUAAAUGAGAGAUGAUUAUGGUGGUAUGUCAUUCACCCCUGCUCCCUUUCCGUUGCUUCCUCUUGGAAGUGGCUUGUUUGGUCUGCCAAAUUGAUCCUUCCAUUGCUUCCUCUCUGAUAAGAUAUUUUUGAUCCUUCAAGCACUACAGCAGGGCAUAUAAAGUUAGCUUCCACUAUGAGCAAUUCCAUUACGUCUAGCGACAAUGAAAAUUCACCUGAAUACAUAAGUCUUAAUCGUCAACUGAACCUAGCUUUUAUUUUGUUAAAUACCAGCUUAAUCAUCUCAGACGGAUUGAUAUCUUCCUAAUGACCAUUCAAAAAUAUCUUCCUAAUGACACCAUCAACAAUAAAAAUAUCUUCCUAAUGACACCAUCAAGAAUAAAAAUAUCGAUUCAUUAAACAUACCGGUGGUCAAAAUGAUUGGAUCAAAUGAUGUCAUGCAGAUGAAACGAUGCAUCUUUCAGUACAAUGAAAACUUGUUCGCUAAUUAAGACAUUGUAACCAUCUGAACUAUACUAACAAAGAGGAUUCCUUGCUUAAGCUUUAGUGUAUAAGUGUAAUGCUAAC